CCAUUAGAGAGCCGUGCUGAGACAUCAUCUGAAUCUGCUCCUCCGCACAGUAAAACGGCCGUGCCUGUUAACAAGACAAAUGUUCCCUGUUACUUCUAUUUCAAUAGCUAUUGCAAUAAAGGUGAAAGAUGCUCAUUUAUGCAUGGACCUGAUGAUGGUACAACUGCAUGGAGAUCCUCAAAAAUAGCAUCUGGAGUACCUGAUGGACCAACAGCUGAGAAAAAGACAUCUGCAGGAAGUGAAACUGGUCCUGCAUCAGCACAGAAGCACUCUAAUUCCUCUGAAACUGGGUCCAAGGCAGCAGCACAUGAAUAUAUCAAGUCAAAAGUGGAUCUUCAUUCGAUGAGUAACAAUGUUGGUGAGGAGAGUGCUUCUCGUGAGACUUCAGCAUCUCCUUCUGAAGAAGCUACUGCAGUAAGGUUAAAUUCGUUGGUCCCUGCUGAAGGCUUUGCCCAAGGAGGAUCCGAUUUGUCCCCCAACGGGAGCUCAGACGAAGAAGUGGAGGACAAUGCGGAGAGAGAGGAGUGGUUGGAAUCGUCUCCUGGUUUUGAUAUUCUUGUUGAUGAUAGGGUAGAAGGUUUAAGUCACGAAGAUAAUCACAGUUACCUACUGCAGCAUGAUAAGGAGCUUGAUGAGCGGUUUGCUGGAUAUGAUUUUGUGGACAACCUUGAGUAUGAUCCUGCAUAUCCAGACAUGAGAAUUGUUUCCGACGAAGAACUAGACAAUUCUUAUUAUAAUAAUGUUGAGAAUCAUGAAGUAAAUGAAUAUGCAAGAGAAAUCGUUAUCUCUGCUCAUGGAAGAAAGAGUGUACCACAUAAAUGUUAG
Molecule: messenger RNA, 825 nt
Organism: Nicotiana tabacum (common tobacco)
Lineage: Eukaryota; Viridiplantae; Streptophyta; Magnoliopsida; Solanales; Solanaceae
Source: RefSeq, a predicted model, not a curated record